UCUGUGCAGAAUAGCGUUUCGUUUUCUCUCCUCACUGUGACGUCACAGAAUGCUGACUCCUCAUUGGCUCAGGUGGAGUAUUAUAAAAAGAGCCUCGACAGUUCCUGGUUCAUUUUUCCUGUUUGCGAGUCAAGCGAGUGUUCGUCACUUUUUUCUUUCUCUGCGGGAUUAAAAGUGGCAAACAUCUUUUUGUUUCACGCUGACAUCAUGAACUUGUUUUUAUUCUUUCUUCUGGUCGUGCAAAUGCACAGCGUGACGCCUGUGAUUCACACGCUGCAGUAUUUCUACACUGCGUCCUCUCAAGUUCCAAACUUCCCAGAGUAUGUGGAGGUUGGUUAUGUUGAUGGAGUUCAGAUUGAUCACUAUGACAGCAACAGCAGGAAAGCAGAAGCCAAACAGGACUGGAUGAACAAAAUCACAGCAGAGGAACCAAAAUACUGGCAGAGACAAACAGAGAUCGGUGUUGGUAAUGAGUUGAUUGGCAAACACAACCUUGAAGUUCGUAAGAAGCGUUUCAACCAAACUGGAGGUGUUCACAUUCUCCAGUGGAUGUAUGGAUGUGAAUGGAAUGAUGAGACUGAUGAAGUUAAAGGUUGGGAUCAGGAAGGUUAUGAUGGAGAAGAUUUCAUAUCGUUGGACAUGAAGACAUGGACAUUUACUGCAGCAAAACAACAAGCUUUCCCCAGCAAACUCAAGUGGGACCAGAACAAACAUCUACUAGAUGACAAGAAGUUUUACUACACUGAGGAUUGUCCUUCUUACUUGAAGAAGUAUGUGAACAAUGGGAAGGAGGUCCUAAUGAGAACAGAGCUUCCAGAGGUGUUCCUGCUCCAGAAGACGCCGUCCUCUCCGGUCAGCUGCAUGGCGACAGGUUUCUACCCCGACGGUGCCGACCUGUUUUGGAGGAAAGACGGCGAGCAGAUCUUCGAGGACGUGGAGCACGGAGAGAUACUCCCCAACCACGACGGAACCUUCCAGAUGUCGGUGGCGCUGAAAGUGGAGGUGACGGCCGACGUGGAGGGCAAGUACGAAUGUGUGUUUCAGCUGUCAGGCGUCAAGGAGGACUUGGUCACCAAGCUGGAGAGAAGAAGCAUCCUGAGCAACGCAAGCCAUGAAGACAACUUGAGCGUCGCCCUCGCUGCCACGGCGGCGGUCCUCGCUGUGGCGGCCAUCAUCAUCAUCAUCAUCAUCAUGGUCAUGGUCAGGCGUCACAGAAACAGACAAGCCCAGUACGAUCCAGCUGCUCGCCACGGCGGCGUGGAGCUCGACGAGAACGUGCAGGCGGCUGAAGGCUGAGAUGCUUUGUGCACUGGAACACAGGGAGAUGUCUCCAUCGCUGAGGGACGUCAUCACACUCGGAGAUGAGAUGGAGAUGUGCUUUGUUCUUCGUCCGACUGCUCCUCACGCUAUUCCAUGUAUUCUUCUUUGGCCGUUAAAAGACUUUCAAGAUCAAACGUUGGUGGCUGUAAAAUCGCACGUUUCAUGGCCUUGACGUCAUGACGAGGAUUUCUUCUUUUCUUUCAAUGGCCGCUGCUUAUGAUCAAUAUCACAUUGUGUCACAUCUCUGUCAAUAAAUCCGUUUUUCCUCCA
This is a messenger RNA of Nerophis ophidion (straightnose pipefish), 1590 nucleotides long. RefSeq names its product class I histocompatibility antigen, F10 alpha chain-like. The transcript has 8 exons. Gene Ontology annotation, cellular component: external side of plasma membrane. Gene Ontology annotation, biological process: immune response. NCBI's taxonomy places the organism in Eukaryota, Metazoa, Chordata, Actinopteri, Syngnathiformes, Syngnathidae. The record is from RefSeq and is a predicted model, not a curated record. The coding region runs from base 208 to 1296 and encodes 362 amino acids.